AUGGCAGCUGCUCUUCUUCUUCUGUUGAAGUCCAUCUCGCUGUUCUUCUUCUCCGUCUCGUCCUCCCGUCAGCUGAGUGAGCGGCGUGUGGUGGCGUACGUACCCGGGGACCUGAUUAUCGGCGCGCUGUUCUCGGUUCACCACCAGCCAGCGGCGGAUCGCGCUCACGAGCGUAAAUGCGGCGCGGUGCGUGAACAGUACGGGAUCCAGCGCGUGGAGGCCAUGAUGCACACGCUGGAGCGGAUCAACGGCGACCCCGAUAUCCUCCCCAACGUCACGCUCGGCUGUGAGAUCCGCGACUCCUGCUGGCACUCGGCCGUGGCGCUGGAGCAGAGCAUCGAGUUCAUACGGGACUCUCUACUCGCCAUCGAAAACCCCACGUCCGCUCCCACUGAUCCCAUCUCUGAGGAUUCUGGACUCGGGGCUGGAGUGAAGUGUGGUGAAGGUUUGCCGCCUAAAGGAAAAAAGCCGAUCGUAGGUCUGAUCGGACCUGGUUCAAGUUCAGUGGCCAUUCAGGUCCAGAACCUGCUGCAGUUGUUCAACAUUCCUCAGAUCGCGUACUCGGCCACCAGCAUGGACCUGAGCGAUAAGUCUCUGUUUAAAUACUUCAUGAGGGUCGUACCGUCAGACGCGCAGCAGGCCAGAGCCAUGGUGGACAUCGUCAAACGCUACAACUGGAGCUACGUCUCUACCAUCCACACCGAGGGUAACUACGGUGAAAGCGGGAUGGCAGCGUUUAAGGAGAUGGCGCUGAAGGAGGGAAUCUGUAUCGCCCACUCUGAUAAGAUCUGGAGUAACGCGGGGGAGCAGAGCUUCGAUCGUCUGCUGGUGAAACUCCGUAUGCGUCUCCCGAAAGCUCGAGUGGUGGUGUGUUUCUGUGAGGGCAUGACUGUCCGCGGCAUCCUGAUGGCCAUGAGACGACAGAACCUGGCCGAGGAGUUCCUGCUGGUCGGCAGUGACGGCUGGGCCGACCGGUACGAUGUGACAGACGGUUACACGCGUGAGGCUGCCGGUGGAAUCACCAUAAAGCUGCGAUCUGCAGACGUCAAGUGGUUUGACGAUUAUUAUUUAAAAUUACGUCCGGACAAUAACCAGCGUAACCCGUGGUUCCCCGAGUUCUGGCAGCAUCGGUUCCAGUGCAGACUGAAGGGUCACGCUCAGGAGAACCCCAAAUACAACCGAACCUGCAGCAAGCGCGACUCCCUGCGGCAGCAGUACGCUCAGGACACUAAGAUGGGUUUUGUGAUAAAUGCCAUCUACAGCAUGGCGUACGGGCUUCAUAACAUGCAGAAAGCUCUGUGUCCUGGUACUGUGGGGCUUUGUGACGCCAUGCGGCCGAUCGACGGUGCCAAACUGCUGGAGUUCCUCAUGAAGACCAACUUCACCGGCGUCAGUGCGGAGAACAUCUACUUCGAUGAGAAUGGAGAUUCUCCGGGGAGCUACGUGAUCAUGAACUUUAAGAAGAUGGGGAAGGACUACUACGACUACACUAACGUGGGGAGUUGGGAUAACAGCGGCCUGCAGAUAGACGAUGAUGAAAUUUGGCCGAAUAAAGAAAGCGUCAUUAAAUCAGUGUGCAGUGAACCCUGUGAUAAAGGACAGAUCAAGGUGAUCCGUAAGGGCGAGGUGAGCUGUUGUUGGACCUGUACCCCCUGUAAGGAGAAUGAGUUUGUGUUUGAUGAGUACACGUGCAGAGCCUGUGAGCUUGGUUCAUGGCCCACCGAUGAUCUUACAGGUUGUGACCCAGUCCCGGUCGAGUAUCUCCGUUGGGGGGAUCCGGAGCCGAUCGCCGCGGUGGUUUUCGCCUGCCUCGGCCUGGUGGUGACGUUUUUCGUGGCCGCCGUGUUCGUGGUGUACCGUGACACUCCGGUGGUGAAGUCGUCGAGCCGCGAGCUCUGCUACGUCAUUCUGUUCGGGAUCGGUCUGGGUUACAUCUGCACCUUCUGCCUGAUUUAUAAGCCUCAGAUCAUUUCCUGCCUCCUGCAGCGUCUGGGCGUCGGCUUGGCCCCGGCGCUAAGCUACUCAGCUCUCGUGACCAAGACCAAUCGCAUCGCUCGGAUCCUGGCCGGCAGCAAGAAAAAGAUCUGCACCAAGAAACCGCGCUUGGUUAGUUCAUGCGCCCAGGUAACCAUCUCGUCCUUCCUCGUCCUGGUACAGCUGGGUAUCAUUGUGGCGCUGCUGGUGAUGGAACCGCCCGACGUGGUCUUCCAUUACCCGUCCAUCCGAGAGGUGAGAUUAAUCUGCAACACCAGCAACCUGGGCGUGGUGGCACCGCUAGGCUACAACGGUGUGCUAAUCCUCAGCUGUACCUUUUACGCCUUCAAGACGCGAAACGUGCCGGCGAACUUUAACGAGGCCAAACACGUGGCCUUCACCAUGUACACCACCUGCGUCAUCUGGCUGGCAUUUGUGCCCAUCUACUUCGGUUCCGACUAUAAAAUCGUGACGACGUGUUUCUCGGUGAGCCUCAGCGGCACGGUGGCACUCGGCUGCAUGUUCGCGCCGAAGGUUUACGUCAUCCUGGUGAAACCGGAGCGUAACGUACGGAGUGCGUUCACCACGACCACCGCCGUGCGCAUGCAUGUUGGUCUGGGUAAAAAGGUGCCGCCGCCCACCAGCAGCCUGGCUAACCUGUGGAGGAGAUGCCCGUCAUCCAAGGAAACGCUCAGCUCUAACGGUAAAUCAGUCACAUGGGCGCAGACAGAGCGUAAUUCCAAAGGUGGCCACCUGUGGCAGCGCUUUUCCUUUCACAUCAAAAAACGCGAGAACAACCAGACAGCGGUGAUUAAACCUUUUUCUAAAUCAUCGGAGGACAUCAAGCCUGAGAGCGCUAACGACAAAAUGCUUUACGAAGUCGCAGACGCCGAGGAGCGAUAUCCAAUCACGUAUCGACCCCAGACACCGUCACCCAUCAGCACGGCGAAUCAAAGAACAGGAGCCAUUUUUGCACAGAGCCAGGGUGCUGAUGAUGAGCAGCUCAUUAGCGUUAGCCACUACGUUAGCCAGCGCACGCACAGAGAAAGCACCUCGUGUGUGGGUGGGGCUGCUGGAGCUGGAGGUGGAGCUGCUGGGGUUGUGGGCGGAGUCACCAGCUCAUCACAGGGCUCAUUAAUGGAGCAGAUCAGCUGCGUGGUGAACCGCUUCACCGCUAACAUCAGUGAGCUGAACAGUAUGAUGCUUUCCAAUUCACCCCAGCUCUCCUCCAAAGUCCCGCCCCCUUACUUCCUGUCCAGAGACAUUUCUAUGCCGGCCACCAUGACUGCUUAUGCCGAAGUUCAGCCCCUUCCACCGGUGGAGUCGAACGGAACCUGUCCGUCCCCGUCCUGCCCUCUCACUGGCGCCUCAGGAAUCAAGGACGUGAUUGUGGGAGGGGCGGUACCGGAGUCUCUGCCAGCUACGGAUGAACUGGAUGAAAUUCCUGCACUGACGCCGCCAUCACCGUUCAGAGAUUCAGCAUCAGGAAGCAUCUCAAACUCUCCCACGUCUGGGUCGUCGCCCAAAUACGAGUGUCUGGUACUGCGGCAUUACAGCCAGAGCUCUUCAUCCUUAUAAUGACCCCGGGGCCCUCGAACCGAGACCAAGGGUGCAGAGAAUAAUUCAAGCUGAGAGGUUCGAGUCCUGAAAUCAGCAGGAUUGGUUCCAGCGUCUGAGUUCAUGUGUUUGAGUGGCUGUUGUUUAAAUGUGCUAGGGUUAGGGUUAGAGAACAGCUAGAGAAGCUCGUCCUGAAAAAAACCCUCGAGAUGGGAAAGGAGGACGAGGAUGGGCAAACAUCGCUUUAUAAUCGCGUCAGACAAAAACAUAAAACAA
Trichomycterus rosablanca is the source of this 3807-nucleotide messenger RNA. It is a transcript of the gene grm5b, whose product is annotated as glutamate receptor, metabotropic 5b. The record is from RefSeq and is a predicted model, not a curated record. NCBI's taxonomy places the organism in Eukaryota, Metazoa, Chordata, Actinopteri, Siluriformes, Trichomycteridae. The coding region runs from base 1 to 3552 and encodes 1183 amino acids. Gene Ontology annotation, biological process: trans-synaptic signaling by endocannabinoid, modulating synaptic transmission; regulation of synaptic transmission, glutamatergic; G protein-coupled glutamate receptor signaling pathway. The transcript has 8 exons. Gene Ontology annotation, cellular component: plasma membrane; postsynaptic density membrane. Gene Ontology annotation, molecular function: G protein-coupled receptor activity involved in regulation of postsynaptic membrane potential; adenylate cyclase inhibiting G protein-coupled glutamate receptor activity.